This is a messenger RNA of Rhododendron vialii, 1936 nucleotides long. RefSeq names its product aspartic proteinase A1-like. NCBI's taxonomy places the organism in Eukaryota, Viridiplantae, Streptophyta, Magnoliopsida, Ericales, Ericaceae. Gene Ontology annotation, biological process: lipid metabolic process; proteolysis. The coding region runs from base 176 to 1714 and encodes 512 amino acids. The transcript is spliced from 14 exons. The record is from RefSeq and is a predicted model, not a curated record. Gene Ontology annotation, molecular function: aspartic-type endopeptidase activity.
AUCUAUAGUAUGUAUUUUCUCUCCGAUCGAUCGUGUUUUUCUGCAUUUUUCGAGAUUUACUGUGGUCUUUGCGCUUUGUUUGGCUACGGAGAAAGCCGAGGAAAACGGAGAAGAAAGAGCUCUUGAUUUUGAAUCUCGUUUGUUGUUUUGUUUCUUGAAUCUGUUCGUUGACGUCAUGGGUACCAAAUUUGGGGCCAGUGUUGUUGCACUUUUGCUAUUCUUUCUUUCGUUGCAUACAAGCUUUUCUGCAUCCAAUGAUGGGUUGAUUAGAGUUGGACUGAAGAAGGGAAAGAUGGACCAAAUCAACCGGUUUGGUCAACAGAUUGGUAAAAGGGAACAAUCUUGUGGUGGUUCUGCAAGAAAUCACCAUGUUCGUGGUACUGUUGGGGACUCUGACAUUGAUAUUCUUGAAUUAAAGAACUACAUGAAUGCCCAGUACUUCGGAGAGAUUGGCAUUGGCACUCCACCUCAAAAGUUCACUGUCAUAUUCGACACUGGAAGUUCUAAUCUUUGGGUGCCCUCUGCAAAGUGUUAUUUCUCUGUUGCUUGUUAUUUGCACUCCAAGUAUAAGUCAAGCUACUCAAGUUCCUAUGAGAAGAAUGGAAAAUCAGCUGAAAUUCAUUAUGGAACAGGAUCUAUUGCAGGUUUCUUUAGCCAAGACCAUGUGACAAUCGGUGAUCUUGUCGUAAAAACUCAGGAUUUCAUUGAGGCAACUAAAGAGCCUGGCAUAACAUUCGUGGCUGCCAAGUUUGAUGGUAUAUUUGGACUUGGUUUUCAAGAGAUCUCCGUUGGAAAUGCUGUCCCUGUUUGGUACAAUAUGGUCGAUCAAGGUCUUGUUAAGGAACCAGUCUUUUCAUUUUGGUUUAAUCGCAAUGCUGGAGAGAAAGAAGGGGGUGAAAUUGUUUUUGGUGGUGUCGACUCUAAUCAUUUCAAGGGUGAGCAUACUCAUGUUCCCGUGACUCGGAAAGGCUAUUGGCAGUUUGACAUGGGUGAUGUCCUAAUUGGUGGGGAAUCAACUGGUUUUUGUGAUGGUGGUUGCUCAGCUAUUGCAGAUUCUGGAACCUCUUUGUUGGCAGGACCUACAACUGUGAUUACCCAAAUUAAUCAUGCAAUUGGAGCCACGGGCGUUGUAAGCCAGGAAUGCAAAACAGUGGUCGCCCAAUAUGGGAAAACCAUAAUCGAAAUGCUUUUAGCACAGGCAGAGCCCCAAAAAAUAUGCUCCCAAAUUGGGUUGUGCUAUUUCGAUGGUACUCAGGAUAUCAGUGUGGGCAUUGAGAGUGUGGUGGACAAGAAGGGAGACGACUUAUCUGGCAUCCAUGGUGGCGCUUCAUGCACUGCUUGCCAAAUGAUGGUUGUAUGGAUGCAAAAUCAAAUUAGGGGAAAUCAGACAGAAGAGAAAAUCUUGAACUACAUCAAUGAGCUCUGUGAUAAACUGCCUAGUCCAAUGGGAGAGUCAGCAGUUGACUGCGGCAGUCUGUCUUCAAUGCCCAGUAUUUCCUUUACCAUUGGUGGUAAAGUGUUUGAUCUCGCUCCAGAGCAGUAUGUCCUCCAAGUUGGUGAGGGAGAUGUAGCUCAAUGUAUCAGCGGAUUUACAGCUCUGGAUGUGGCCCCACCUCGUGGUCCUCUCUGGAUUCUGGGAGAUGUUUUCAUGGGGCAGUAUCACACAGUGUUUAACUAUGGGAAUAUGACUGUUGGAUUUGCUGAAGCAGCUUGAUGGAAAUCUUUCUGUAAUCUCUGUAGUAGUGGAAAAAUUAUGUACCGCGUGAUAUACUUCGCUCGAGUGCUCCUGUUUUAUCUUGUUCAUAUUGUGACACAGGGAGCUCUGUUAUGUUAUCUAUGGACCACAAACGAGGAUUUGAUGAAAUAAUGUCGUUGUAAAUAGAACGGUUUUUGGUGUUUCUGCAUCAUGCAAUCAAAUAUAGAUCUGUACGCGUAA